Messenger RNA from Trichomonas vaginalis G3, 873 nucleotides. RefSeq names its product organellar and viral DNA polymerase type B. The transcript has a single exon. NCBI's taxonomy places the organism in Eukaryota, Parabasalia, Trichomonadida, Trichomonadidae. The record is from RefSeq and is a predicted model, not a curated record. The annotation marks the transcript as partial.
AUGAGUAUAGCUGCAUAUGCGUAUGAAGCUGACAGAGCUAAACGUUUAUAUUUUGGUCAAUACUCUCUCACACUUACUGACAAAUAUAUUGUUAUCAGUGAUGGAAAUACCGAGAAAUACAUAACAUGGAAGGACUAUGAAAAGUUUGACCCUAUUUUAACUCCAUGCACUAUGCCAUUCAUUGUAAAUGGUGAAGUUGUCAUGAAGAACGACACAACAGUAUAUAAGUCUGUAUAUGAAGCGUUAGAAUAUAUGUUGAAUUAUAAUCCCGAAAGAUUUGACCCAAGCACUACGCCAUGUGCAAUGCCUUUUAUUAAGGACGGUGAAAUCGUAAGAGUUCCGGAUUCAACGGUUUACACAGCUGUUCAAAACAGUUUACAAAACAUUUUAGCGAAUAUCUUUAAUUCAGAAACUACAGAAAUAAAAUUACCAUAUAUAACAGAUGCUAAAGAAAUUAAAUCAAAAACGACAACAUUAUUUACGUCACUUAAUGAUUUAAUGACUUAUAUCAUUAAUAUUCCUGCACCAACUAUAGCAUUUGAUCCAAACUCGACGGUUUGCAGUGUACCUUUCAUAAAUGACAGUUCAUUAAUUACUUUAAGGGAUUCAACAGUUAAUGAAUCAUUAAAGGCUUCAUUAAUGAAAAUCAUUGAUUUUAACUCAUUCAUGAAUACAUAUAAUUCAUUCAUUAAUGUUUCAUAUGCUUUUAAAGAAGGUGAGCCAAAAACUAUCGAUAAAGCGGUGUAUGAAAUAAAAGCAUCAACGACGAAAUUGAAUUCGUUAACUUUUGACGGUGAUAGUUUCGUUAAUGACAUAACAUCGGGGAAAACAAUUUUAACGAAAGAAUACUUAAAAUCUCAUGUUAGUGAGUUC